CAGGCCUAGCGAGUCGGGUCACCGGCUCCCCGCCCCUCCCGGUCACGAUACCGUCCAAGACGCCUCCCGAGCCCCAGAAGGCGCCGGCGCCUGCGGCGGCACGCGCACGCGCACGCAGUCAUCGAGCACAUUCCUCCCGUGAGCGCGCGCUGCUUCCGUGGCUCCCUGCCGCAGUGUGACUACAGCUCCUCGCUCGACGGCGGGGGACUCCGGCGCGCGGAACCCUAGCGCGGGCGCGGAGCUCACCCGGCCUCUGCGGCGCCGCUCCAGCAUGGCUGCGGAGCCAUGGUGAGGGGCCUGGCGCCGGCGCCGGCGCUCCGUGGCCGCACGGCCGCUGCGGCGAGGUGGUGCACCUGCCGGCGCGUCGCCGUCGCCGUCUGCCUGGGCAACCUCGCCGCCGCGCUGCUCGUGGCCCGCGCGCUCUACGCGCCCGGCACCUUCGCCUCUGCAACCAAGCGCGGGGAGGCGAAGUAUUCCAGGGAGCAGGUGAGGUGGGUGGAGGAGUCGAUCCGGAUUCGCCGCGCCGCCGAGCCCGCCGAGCUCAUUGAAGCGGUGAAGAAGCUGCGCAAGGCAUUUGCGAGGGAAGAGAAGAGGCGGAAGGAGCUGCCGCUCGAGCUGAAGCAGAAAGUUUCGCGUGAGAUUUUGCAGAGGCUGCGUGAUUUGGGGGAGAAUCGCAAUACCACCGAACAACGAGAAGCUAUGGAAUCAUGGCGUGUUGAGAAGCUUAAGUAUAUCAGAAGUUCAUCUACUCAGAAUUUAUCAAAUUUUGGCCUCUCCAGUGAUGAAUCAAGAAUGUUAAAGCGAGCCUUGGAUUUUAAUUGGCGAAUGCUAUUGGAGGAUAUUGGUCUUUGGAUACCUACCACUGUCUAUCAUAUUGAACAUGAUGACAAGCCAGAGAAUGAACAAGAAGAAGAAGAGAUAGUACCUGGUCCACCUUUGCCCCCUGAAUGCAAUGCUGAACUGCAUACUGAUUAUGGUGGCACCGCUGUUAGAUGGGGCUUAACACACCACAAAGAAAAUGCUGCAGAUUGCUGUCAAGCUUGUAUAGAUCAGGCUAAGAGGGCUAAGCCAGGAGCUUUGAAGUGCAAUAUUUGGGUUUACUGUCCAUCUGAGUUUGGAUGCUACUCGCCAGACAAAUAUGAACACAAACAUCAAGAAUGCUGGUUGAAACAGGCUGACCACCCUAAAUUAAACUUCAAAGACCGGUACUCUGAGCCGUACAGAGAUUCUCAUCCGACUGCCCCUGUAGUUGUGCCAUGGAUGUCUGGUGUUUUCAGUGCAUGAGCUGCCUGCCUAGUGGCCACAGGAGCUCAUUUCCAGUCCCCCAACUGAAUCCCAUACAUUUUUCGCGAGCUCAGAAAACCAUUUUUUUUCAUUUCAUUCUUUAGUACUACUAGUAUUUAGGUUAGUCUACUUGAUAGCUGAAGUUAGUCUCAGCUGGGUGGUAGAUAUUUUGGUUAUGCUGGCGGCUUACUCAAGAAAUUACACGAGUUAAGUAAAUUCUCUUGUUUCGCUGCCCCAUACUUUAUUUCCCCUAAAUCUGAUAGCAAUAUUCUGUAACUGCUUUCGCUGCCA
This is a messenger RNA of Panicum hallii, 1575 nucleotides long. RefSeq lists its product as uncharacterized. The transcript has 7 exons. NCBI's taxonomy places the organism in Eukaryota, Viridiplantae, Streptophyta, Magnoliopsida, Poales, Poaceae. The coding region runs from base 286 to 1284 and encodes 332 amino acids. The record is from RefSeq and is a predicted model, not a curated record.